AUUCCAGAAGCUAUCAAAAUGUCAUCACAGCAGUUCGACUACCUUCUUGUACUGGAUUUUGAGAGUACGUGUUGCGACGGUGCGCCCAUCUUACCCUAUCAAGAAAUUAUCGAGUUUCCCGUGGCAAAGCUGGAUACGCGAACGUGGACUGUAAGCUCAUAUUUUCAUCAAUAUGUUAGACCAACAGCAAAUCCCAAUAUCACAUCAUUUUGCACACAUUUAACUGGGAUAAUCCAGGAAAUGGUUGAUAAUCAACCUGCUAUUGAUGAAGUUCUGCGCCAGUUUCACUCAUGGAUGAAAGAUGAAGGAUUGUUAAACAGUCGCACAGCCUUUGUCACCUGUGGGGAUUGGGAUCUAGGGAUCAUGCUGCCUUCAGAAGCGAAAAAUAAGAGAUUGGAGAUUCCGGAUUAUUUUUCUCAAUGGAUCAAUAUCAAAAAGUCCCAUUGCGAUCACACGGGAACAUUUCCGAAAGGAUUAAAAGAUUUGCUCAAUGCUUAUGGUUUACAACAUGCGGGUCGUCUUCACAGUGGUGUUGAUGACGUAAAGACUAUUUGUACCAUUACUUCUGCGUUGGGCAGGCAAGGAUAUAUCUAUAGGUGA
Messenger RNA from Strongylus vulgaris, 600 nucleotides. NCBI's taxonomy places the organism in Eukaryota, Metazoa, Nematoda, Chromadorea, Rhabditida, Strongylidae. The record is from the annotation of a GenBank genome assembly.